This is a messenger RNA of Corvus hawaiiensis (hawaiian crow), 1037 nucleotides long. RefSeq names its product sushi, nidogen and EGF-like domain-containing protein 1. Bases 114 to 920 code for a protein of 268 amino acids. Lineage: Eukaryota; Metazoa; Chordata; Aves; Passeriformes; Corvidae. The transcript is spliced from 8 exons. The record is from RefSeq and is a predicted model, not a curated record. Gene Ontology annotation, biological process: cell-matrix adhesion.
AGUUUUUGUUUUGAUAAAAGAAGGAGCAGGAUGAGGCGAAAGCCAGCAAUGUUGAGUGUUUGAGCUCAUUUUCAGGCUGCAGUUCUUCGCUUCAACGUAACCCAGGGUCGAGGAUGUCACCCACUAGUGUUUUCUUCCUCCUGAUUUUAGGUUCCAUGGUGGACACCAAAACCUCAUCUGAAAAAGAGUCCCUGCUCUAUCCCUAUGGACCGCACCAGGGGGAUAAAACUAACCCCAAACACGAUGAUGGGACAUCUGAGGAGAUCACUCUCUCUGCUCCCUUUACCUUCUACGGCAAAUCCUACCAAACCGCCUUCGUGAACAACAAUGGGGUGAUCUCCUUCGAUGAGCCUGUCAGACAAUACACCCCAGACCCCUUCCCUCUGGCGGAUGGGCACCCUUUCGUAGCUCCCUACUGGGGGGACGUGGACAAUGUGCUGGGUGGGGACAUCUUCUACCGCCAGACCACUGACCCGGCGCUGCUGGCAGACAUCAGCCAGGAUAUCACCCAGUACUUCCCCAAAAGCCCCUUCACUGCCACCUGGGCCUUGGUGGCCACCUGGGACCAUGUGGCCUACUAUGGCUCCACCUCACAAAAGGGCAACACCUUCCAGGCUGUGCUGACAAGUGACUCCAAGAUGUUCUACAUCAUCCUCAACUACUGGGACAUCCAGUGGACCACAGGGGCAGCAAGUGACGGGGAUGCUGAAACAGGACUCGGGGGGACCCCAGCACAUGCGGGAUUCAACAGCGGUGAUGACACCAAUUUCUACAACAUUCCCGGAUCCCAAACCGAUGCCAUCAUCAACAUUACCACCACCUCCAAUGUCAAGGUCCCAGGACGCUGGGUCUUUCGAGUGGACAACUUCCAGGUGACAGGUGUGGACCCCGCCAAGCUGAACAAUGACUGCUGGUUGUGAAUUGAGGGGAGCGGGGCAGAGGGACAUCAGUACUGCCACCGUUGUCACCGAGGAAGUUACUGCGAAGGUCAAGGUUAUGUCAACUUCUACCAGAGUAAUAAAAUUGCAGCCAAGACA